Colletotrichum higginsianum IMI 349063 is the source of this 2592-nucleotide messenger RNA. RefSeq lists its product as uncharacterized. The record is from RefSeq and is a predicted model, not a curated record. Bases 1 to 2592 code for a protein of 863 amino acids. The transcript has a single exon. Lineage: Eukaryota; Fungi; Ascomycota; Sordariomycetes; Glomerellales; Glomerellaceae.
AUGCAAGUUCCAACUGUCUGGCGCAGCUUGCAGGAGCCAACUGCCGACUAUGACAACGCUGUCUCUCUGUCUCCCAAGCCACCUCGACGUGGUCAUAUUGCUGACGACAACAACCACGACGACCACGAUAACGACGAUGAUGACAAGUGCCGCUGCCUCCACUUCGCAGUGCGUGUCGGGGCCGCCGAGUUUGCGCAAUUUUUGGAACUUCACUUCCAUGCCGACUGGCCUUCAGCGGCAGAAGCAGAACUGCACUUUGACGGCGACCGAGUCUGGCUGCAAGACGCAUCUACAAACGGAGACAGGGGUGGAGAGGGACGGCGCGCGCCGAGAAGCGGGUGGUGCCAUUGUCGCGGACUUGUCUAUGAUCUCAACACGGUUCGGCUGUACCAGCAGGAAGAGGUCGCCUGCGAACGGGAUGGCAACAAAGACAACCGAGAAGAGGACAAUUGCAACAAUACAAUAACACACACAGAGGACAGGCAGCAAAAUCUCGCCGUUGUGACGCAGAGGACGAUAGCGAGCCAGAGUGUCGAGACGGUUGGCAUGUUCCCAGGAGGAGGACACGCAGAAACAAUGCAUCACCGUCAAAGCAGCAGCAGCAGCAGCAGCAGCAGGAUCAUCUCGGACGUCCUAGGCACGAACGACGCAUGGUGUCGCUGCAGCAGCAGAGAUGAAGCCAGCACGCCCCGACAAUGGUUUGCAGCCGUCUCGAUGCCGAUCCAGAGCCGACCGGACGCCGUACAGCCGCCACAGCAGGUCCGGCUGUGCUUCCACUCGUCUUGGCACGUCCAGGAUACGGUCAUCGCGCACUUUGGCCGAGAGGGCAUCGCAGUUUUCGGGUCCAAGUCCGGUUUCAAUUUCGGUCGAGGUCAUGUCGCCAGGACAGAUGAAGACGACAAAGACGACCAUGUCGAGACGGACAAUGAGACGAGCGGGAGAGUUCGACGGCACCUGGCCUUUUCAUUUGCGGAUCUCCACCUCCUCCGAGACUCAGACAUGCGGUGGCAAGAGCGUCGACGUCGGUCGACCCGUCGGAAGUGGCCGUGUUGCGUCAAUGUCAAGAGUCUUCUUCUAUCGCUUGCGUACUACAUGCCGGUCUGCUUAGUCCUGCUGGCAAUGAUGACGUGGGUUAUGAUGUGGUGUGGUAUCGUCGUCGUCGUCGUCGACGACGACGACAGCAACAAAAACACAAACACCACCAAGCUGGUCAUCCACGACCGCCUCCUGGCCAUCUCGGAAGCCUACACGUAUCUCUCGCCGCUCAUGGGACCCAUUUCUGAUACCGACUUAGCCCUCUUCUCCCUGGACACGGCAGCAGACCAUUGGAUGGCUGGGCGGACGACAUGGUCGGCUCGCGAGGUGCUGUACUUUGUCCAGAGGGAGAUGAACUCCAUGUGUCAUCUAGCCGACCUCAUCGCAGCCGCCAACGACUAUAACGCUGACGACGACGAUGGUGGCUUCGACAUUUCCUUCGGCUUCUCCCCAAGUCCCCGUAAUCGAAGCUUGUACUCGUCAGACGCGUCGUGGCAUUUGCCUGCAGGGAAGCAGCUGGUGCGAUCCUGCGCCAUGGUGAGCCGCCAGGGCUGGGAUGAACCGUACUUCAACCUUCUAUGGAACAGCACUGGAUUGUUGGAACACCUUCAGCUCCUCGCCGACUUUUCGCGUCGUGACUGUAAGCGACUGCAGAGCUAUCAACGAGCCGAGGACGAGGCCGCUGUGGCCCGAGACGGCGGUGGCGCGGGGGGCGGACGGAUGCCGAUUGUCGUCGUCGUACCUCGUCUGUGGCGUCGUGCGACGUCGUCGGUGCUCGCGCGGUUCCGAAAAACCGUACCGCCGCGGCGGAACGAUACGGCGGACUUCCUCCACGAGACGUUGGCGUGGCGGUUUGGCGACUGGGCACACGAGCACUCGCAGAUGCUCUCGAGUCUGCGCGCGCUCGAGGGCAACUUGUCGUCAGUCAGGGGGGCAGAGCAGAUGUUCAUCAAGCCGGCCGUCCGCAGGCUGUGGCACGAACACACCAAGGCAGCGGUGGCAGCUGUAAGCAAUGCCAACAACAACAACAACGUUGACAAUUAUGACGACUACAGCCGACGUGGGCUGUUCAAGGGGAAGCAGAGGCUGCCGUUGUGGCUCAUGGACGCACACGACUCAAUGAUGUACAUGGACGAGUACCUCGGCCCGCGGCGGGACUUUGUCCUCGGCCUUGUCCAAGCUGCCAUCAGCCGCCUCGAUCAGUCCGAGGCCGAUCUCCAACGCCUUGCAGCCCAGGUGGACGAGCUGUUUCGAGCUUCUGCCGAGACGGAUGCUGAGAGGCUUCUUGAUCGAUUCCGCCGCGACGGAUCCGGCUCGGCGGCCAAAAGACUUGUGCUUCCCUCCCUGCGUGAGAUGCGCGUAGGUUUUGGCAGGCUUACAGACAUGCUGUUUACGGAAAAGGAAUUUGCCAUAGACCAGCGGCGCGCAGCCAAUCGCCUCAGCGACUGGACGAGACGCAUGCGGCCUAGUGUCAAGGCACUGUCAGAUGAGCAAGAUGCGGAUGAGGCGGAGGGGUGGUGGAGGGCCAUGAUCUACAGCGUGUUUUGGGAUGACUAA